Amphimedon queenslandica is the source of this 720-nucleotide messenger RNA. RefSeq names its product TNF receptor-associated factor 5-like. The transcript has a single exon. Gene Ontology annotation, molecular function: zinc ion binding. The record is from RefSeq and is a predicted model, not a curated record. Gene Ontology annotation, biological process: regulation of canonical NF-kappaB signal transduction. NCBI's taxonomy places the organism in Eukaryota, Metazoa, Porifera, Demospongiae, Haplosclerida, Niphatidae. Gene Ontology annotation, cellular component: plasma membrane signaling receptor complex. The annotation marks the transcript as partial.
AUGAUAUCUUUUGUUUGUUUAGCAAUGGCACGAUUCUUGAAAGAGGAUCUUUUAUUUGCUGAAGAACUCAAAGUACCUGCUCAAAUUGAAAUUGAGUGUCCAGUUUGUCUUCAUAUAUUGACAGAUCCUCAUCAGGUGAGCUGCUGUGGUAGAACUCUCUGUAAGUCUUGUAUUGAGAGAGCAAGAGCUAGUAAUGGAUCCUGUCCUAUGUGUAAAGAGGGCAUGGAGGAGAGGUUUCGAUACUCCGUAGAUAAGGAUUGCCUUCAUUUUGUUAAUUUUUCGUUACAAGUCUAUUGUACUAAUAAACCGAAGGGAUGUGAAUGGAAAGGAAAUUUGAGGGAUCUAUCUACUCACCUUAGUAAAGAGAAGAGAGGAGAUUGUCUAUUUGAAGAGGUCAAAUGUCGAUAUGAGUGUCAAACAAAGGAUCAGCGUCGAAAGCUCGUUAUUCAUGAAAAGGAUGACUGCAACGAACGACCUUACAAGUGUGAGCACUGUGCUUUAGAAGAUAGAUACAUCCUUAUUACCGGAGAUCAUUUAAACACCUGCCCAAAGUAUCCUAUUACAUGCCCCAACAAUUGUGCCCAGAAAGUACCACGUGAAAGUAUUUCUGAUCAUUUAAAGAAGUGUCCAUUAGAGCCAGUAGAUUGUGUGUUUAGUUGGGCUGGUUGUAAUGAUAAGCCAUUACGUAAAGAUAUAGAUGACCACACUGCUGAUACUAAA